Molecule: messenger RNA, 1482 nt
Organism: Lobosporangium transversale
Lineage: Eukaryota; Fungi; Mortierellomycota; Mortierellomycetes; Mortierellales; Mortierellaceae
Product: pyridine nucleotide-disulfide oxidoreductase-domain-containing protein
Exons: 4
Coding region: 1-1482 (493 amino acids)
Molecular function (GO): NADH dehydrogenase activity
Source: RefSeq, a predicted model, not a curated record
AUGGCUACGGCUGCCGCCAAGAAUGCUAUACCCAACCCUGCACCUGCACCACAACCGAAGAAGCGCUGGUCCCGUUUACGUGCGUUGAAGCGUAUCAUCCAGCUUGGAGCUGUCGGUGCUGUCGGAUAUGCAUCUUAUGUUGUUUAUCAAAACCGUCAUCCUACGGAGCAGAAGCAAUUCGAUCCUUCAAAACGCACAAUUGUUCUCUUGGGCACUGGAUGGGGAGCCGUAUCAUUUUUGAAGAAACUCAAUACAGAUGAUUUCAACGUGAUAAUUGUUUCUCCUCGUAACUAUUUCUUGUUCACACCCUUGUUGCCCAGCUGUACGGUCGGAACCAUUGAGCUUCGCUCCAUCAUGGAACCUAUACGCUUCAUCACUCGCCAUAAGAGUCGCAAUGUCAAGUUCUAUGAGAGUGAAUGUACCGACAUUGAUCCGGAGAGCAAAACCAUUAGUAUUACAGAUGUCUCUGAUAUCAAAGGAGCUGUUAGCAACACCACCAUUCCUUAUGAUUACCUCGUUGUAGCCAUUGGCGCCGACAAUCAGACAUUUGGCAUGGCGGGUGUUCGGGAACAUGCAUGCUUUUUGAAGGAGAUUUGGGACGCUCAAAAGAUCCGUACCCGUCUUAUGGAUUGUGUUGAAUCGGCGGGAUUCGCUUCUCAGACGCCAGAGGAGGUCAGUCGUUUGCUUCAUAUGGUCGUUGUUGGAGGAGGUCCCACUGGGGUUGAAUAUGCAGCUGAGCUGCAUGAUUUCUUGAAGGAUGAUCUUCAGAUCUGGUACCCUGAACUGGUAGAUAAGCUCAGAAUUACGCUUGUGGAGGCUCUACCGAAUGUCUUACCCAUGUUCUCGUCCCAAUUGAUCCAAUACACUGAACGAACAUUUAAACAGAACAAUAUUGAAGUCCUGACAAAGACUAUGGUCAAAGAAGUGGCUGACAAAGAGAUCAAGGUCAUGGAUGCCAACAAAAACAUGGUCUCAAUUCCUUAUGGUUUAUUGGUUUGGGCAACAGGUAAUUGCCCUCGACCCUUGGCUCGCAAAUUGAUGGCACGUCUCAAGGAGGGCGGUCAGUCAUCACCUCGUGGAUUGCUCAUUGAUGAGUACAUGCGCGUGGCUGGAGCACAGGACAUGUAUGCCAUUGGAGACUGUACAUUCACAAAGUAUGCACCUACUGCUCAAGUGGCGACACAACAGGGACUUUACUUGGCUUCUGUCUUUGCAAAUUUGGCUAGGAUAGAACGGGGUGAGAAUAGAAAGAUCUCCCCGUUCGAGUACACUCAUCAAGGAUCCUUGGCAUACAUUGGAUCCGACCGAGCCAUUGCAGACUUACCCUUCUUAAAUGGCAAUGUCUCCGUCGGAGGUGUGGCAACUUAUGUCUUCUGGCGCUCUGUUUACAUCUCCAACAUGUUCAGCUUCAGGAAUCGAUUCUUAGUCGUUGGCGAUUGGGUAAAGUCCAGGAUCUUUGGACGUGAUGUCUCUCGAGAGUAG